Musa acuminata AAA Group (dessert banana) is the source of this 2707-nucleotide messenger RNA. Its product is annotated as protein NRT1/ PTR FAMILY 4.4-like. Gene Ontology annotation, molecular function: transmembrane transporter activity. Gene Ontology annotation, biological process: transmembrane transport. The transcript is spliced from 5 exons. NCBI's taxonomy places the organism in Eukaryota, Viridiplantae, Streptophyta, Magnoliopsida, Zingiberales, Musaceae. Gene Ontology annotation, cellular component: membrane. The coding region runs from base 246 to 2015 and encodes 589 amino acids. The record is from RefSeq and is a predicted model, not a curated record.
UAUUGGAAUGUCCACCAAAAGAUGGCAUUACAAAAUUUGAUUCGCGAGCUGCACUACCCAGUGGCUGUUUUCAAGCUCAUCAUUCUCCUCUCCACGAUGCCCUCUCUGGUAAACAAUAUAAAUAGCGGAAUCGAGCUGUUUAGGAUUUACCCUGGUUGUGUUGGGAACGACAUCUCCUUCUCUUUUCCUGGUUGAGUUUGGUUGUAAGCCUCCGAAGAGCGUCUCGGUGCCUGUGAAGCUAAGACAUGGAUGCUCAAGCAAGGCACAGCGUCGGUGAGGAAUCCAUGCAUGCCGUGGUCUUCCUCGACUGGAAGGGCAGAUCCUGCAUGCCCACCAAGCAUGGUGGCAUGCGAGCUGCUGCCUUCUUGUUAGGACUUCAAGCACUGGAGAUGAUGGCCAUUGCAGCUGUAGGCAACAACCUCAUAACCUAUGUGUUCAACGACAUGCACUUCCCUCUAUCCAAAUCCGCAAACAUAGUGACCAACUUCAUAGGCACUGUGUUCCUUCUCUCUCUGCUCGGUGGAUUCUUGUCAGACUCUUAUCUUGGGAGCUUCCGCACUAUGUUGGCUUUCGGCUUCGUCGAGCUUUCGGGCUUCUUACUGCUCACGGUGCAAGCACACCUCCCCCAACUGAGGCCUCCUCACUGCAACAUGAUGUCGGAAGGAGGCGAUCGCUGCGUGGAGGCCAAAGGAUUCGAGGCACUCGUAUUCUACACUGCACUCUACUUGGUGGCCUUGGGGAGCGGCUGCCUCAAACCCAACAUCAUCUCUCAUGGGGCUGACCAGUUCACCAAGGACGAUCCCAACCACUCCAAGAAGCUCUCGACGUACUUCAACACCGCAUACUUCAGCUUCUGCGUCGGAGAACUCAUCGCUCUAACAGUUCUUGUCUGGGUCCAGACUCGGUCGGGAAUGGAUGUCGGCUUCAGUUUGUCGGCCGCCACCAUGGCCGCCGGCCUCAUUAGCUUGAUCUGUGGCAUGUUGUACUACAGAAACAAGCCCCCACGGGGGUCCCUUUUCACCCCAAUUGCAAGAGUUCUUGUGGCAGCAAUCAUCAAGAGAAAACAAGUUUCCCCCAACACUAAGCUGCUUCGUCAAGGCAGCGUCCACACCGAAAAGUUCAGGUUCUUGGACAAAGCAUGCAUGCAGAUCCAGGGAGUGGCCGACAGGAAGCAGAGCUCAUGGACGCUGUGCACGGUCGCCCAAGUCGAGCAGGUGAAGAUAAUCCUCUCCGUGAUCCCGAUAUUUGCAUGCACCAUCAUCUUCAACACCAUACUGGCCCAGCUCCAGACCUUCUCGGUGCAACAAGGAAGCGCCAUGAACACUCAGGUCACCGAAGCAUUCGAGAUCCCCCCUGCUUCCCUGCAGGCCAUCCCCUACCUCAUGCUCAUCGUCCUUGUCCCCCUCUACGAGAUCGGCUUCGUGCCGCUCGCUCGAAGGUUCACCAAGACGGACUCCGGCAUCUCCUCGCUGCAGCGCAUCGGCUUGGGCCUCUUCACCGUGACGUUCUCCAUGGUCUCAGCCGCGCUGGUGGAGAAGAAGAGGCGAGAGCUUGCCGUUGGCUCAGACAAGCAACUCUCCAUCUUCUGGAUCGCACCACAGUUCCUCAUAUUCGGCGUCUCGGAGAUGUUCACAGCCGUGGGUCUCAUCGAGUUCUUCUACGAGCAGUCCAUGGCCGGGAUGCAGUCCUUCCUCACCGCCAUGACCUACUGCUCCUACUCAUUUGGGUUCUACCUCAGCUCUCUCCUCGUCUCCCUGGUGAACAAGGUGUCAUCCGGAGCUCACAGGAGUGGGUGGCUCAGUGACAACAACUUGGACAAGGACAGAUUGGACCUCUUCUAUUGGCUCCUUGCAGCACUCAGCCUCGUCAACUUCGUCAACUACCUGUACUGGUCCAGAUGGUACUCAUACAAUCCAUCUGCAGACUCUGCUGCCAUCAACCCGCCCUGUGCCGAAGAAGACUACAGCAGCUUCACCUCCUCAAAGCUCAUGGAAGCUCAGAAUAUUCCACUCUAAAAGAACCAUUAAGUCCACAAUACCCUCUUACUAAUUAUUCCUCUAACUUUUUAGCACUGCACCCAACUUAGUGGUGGAAUGAUACUGCUCUUUAUCAUGCUUUGCUUCCUUUAAUAAUUGAGUACUGUCCCACAAUAAAAGGAGUGUUCAAAGCAAGUUAGGUCUAAUCCCAUUAGGAACAUCCACUAACCUUUGUUUUCCUUCCAUGACAUGUUAUAGUGAUGAGAAGGAACUAAAGUUGGAUGACCAGUUGGAAAGCACAGCAGAGUGCUGUGUCUCAGUUGCACCAGAAAAGCAAAAUGGGAGUGGAGUAGUAGACCUUUAAUCUCAUAUUACUUUAAUCAAAGAACAAAGAAAAUUGACAUUAUUCAGUGAUCAGAAUACAGUUUGUUUUUCUACUCAUGUGAUUUAUACAAAGAAACCACUGAAAGCAACUCAAAGUCUGUCAAUCCUUCAUGCAGUCUGUCUUUGGUAAACUCUGUCUAAGAUAAGCUGACAAGAAGAUAAAAGAGAUUUACAUGCAGAUUGGAGAAAUAUGUAGAGGAAGGUGUCAUGAUACUCUAAAUUCUUGAUGGAUCAAAAUGGAGUUUCAUGCAACUAAGAAUCUACUUUCUGAUACCAACCUACUAAAGGUUGUAGAUUUAAGCCCAAAUGUAAACCUACAUUUCCAAGAAAGUGAUGUUGUUCUGAUA